Messenger RNA from Uncinocarpus reesii 1704, 699 nucleotides. RefSeq lists its product as uncharacterized. Lineage: Eukaryota; Fungi; Ascomycota; Eurotiomycetes; Onygenales; Onygenaceae. The coding region runs from base 1 to 699 and encodes 232 amino acids. The record is from RefSeq and is a predicted model, not a curated record. The transcript is spliced from 5 exons.
AUGCUAGAUCCAGCAGUUGAUGCUUUCGGUUGGAUUGAUUUCUCAAAAAUUACCAAUGAUGAAGACAGUCAGAAGGUUCCCACAACGAAAAGAGAUUUACAGCGCAUUCUGAAACUCGAAAACCAAGAGGAAUGGGUUCACUGGCUACAAUCAGAACUGGUAAAGCCCUUUUGGGUUGAACUUUGGGACAGUUAUCUGUCAAAGCGGAAUAGCACUGAACGAUCAGUUGGACUCGGUGAGAUUCAGGCAAUUAUACUUGGAGAAUCGGGUGAUGCUCAAUACCGUUCACUUUAUCCCAACAAAAACAAAAUUGUGUGGGGUCUGAAAGGGUACCAAACACAAAUUGACUCUCCAUCCUAUAUUGCAACCUCCACUGGUGGGAUAGCAAUAUUUGGAACAAUUCAUCCUAUUAUAGGCCACCGUACUUUACCAACCACUGAUCCGAAAAAGUCGGAGGCCAACAAAACCGAAAUCAUUAUUGGGGAAAGUUCAGGCGGACCCAGGGGAAGUGGUGCAAGUGAAGCAAGUGAAGCAAAUGAGGUUAUUGAAGGGGUUGAAAGCGUUGGGGAUGUCGAAGAACUGACUGCCGGUGAAGUUCUUGUGUACACUAAAAUACCUGAAGCUACCAAAGGAGAUAUUACAGGCCCUGGCAUCGAAGCCUGGAGUAAGGAUCUACACUUUAAAGCAGAGCAGGAUUAG